AUGGAGGCCCUUCUUCAGCAGUCCCGGGCCAUGUGUCCGUUCUUGAAGCGCACUUCUCCCACUGCUCUGCGCUCCCUUUCGACUGCGACCCGUCCCAGCAUGAGUUCCGGCGGAGGCACCAUGUCGAACCUCCAGGUCAUUGCUCGCCGUUGCCCCAUCAUGAGCAAGGCUCUGGCUGUCCAGAGCGCUCGUAUGGCCGGUGCCAAGCGCUUCACCUCAUCCGCCGCCGGUGUGAGCAACAAGACUUUCCGUGCCUCCCCGAGCAAGAGAUCGCUGCAUAGCACCGGCGGCAAUGGCGCCAAUUUGAGCCCGGAUUUCUACAAGAAUACCGAGAAAAUCCAGCCCGAUUUCGGCAAGGUUAAGGCGCCCCUCGGCACUGCCCCCGCGACGGUCACCGGUCCUCGUCCCCAGGCUCCUGCCACAAAGCCUUUCGACUACAAUGGCUUCUAUGAGGGCGAAUUGGAGAAGAAGCACAAGGAUAAAUCCUACCGUUACUUCAACAACAUCAAUCGUCUCGCCAAGGAAUUCCCCCGGGCCCAUACGGCUUCAGAGGAAGAGCGCGUGACGGUGUGGUGCUCGAAUGAUUAUCUCGGUAUGGGCCGCAACCCGGAGGUGCUGGCCACCAUGCACCAGACUCUGGACACCUACGGCGCCGGCGCGGGUGGCACGCGGAACAUUUCCGGACACAACCAGCAUGCAGUCUCGCUGGAGAACACUCUGGCCAAACUGCACGAUAAGGAGGCGGCGCUCGUGUUCAGCUCGUGCUUUGUCGCCAAUGAUGCCACCCUGGCGACUCUGGGAAGCAAGAUGCCGGACUGUGUGAUUCUGUCGGACAGUCUGAACCAUGCAUCGAUGAUCCAGGGUAUCCGUCACUCGGGCGCCAAGAAGAUGGUUUUCAAGCACAACGACCUGGUCGACCUCGAGAAUAAGCUGGCCUCUCUCCCCUUGCAUAUUCCCAAGAUCAUCGCCUUUGAGUCUGUCUACAGCAUGUGCGGAUCCAUUGCCCCGAUUGAGGCGAUCUGUGAUCUCGCCGAUAAGUACGGCGCCAUCACCUUUUUGGACGAAGUCCACGCCGUCGGCAUGUACGGGCCCCACGGUGCUGGUGUCGCGGAACAUCUUGACUACGAAAUCUACGCCUCCCAGGAUACACCCAACCCCAUCAGCACCAAGGGAACUGUGAUGGAUCGCAUUGACAUCAUCACCGGUACUCUGGGCAAGGCUUAUGGCUGCGUUGGUGGGUACAUUGCCGGCUCUGCUGCAAUGGUGGAUGCCAUCCGUUCUCUCGCCCCCGGUUUCAUCUUCACAACUUCUCUGCCUCCGGCCACCAUGGCUGGUGCCGACGCUGCCAUUCGCUACCAGGCGCGCCACCAGGGUGACCGCGUUCUGCAGCAGUUGCACACUCGGGCCGUCAAGAAGGCCUUCAAGGAUCUUGAUAUCCCCGUAAUCCCGAACCCCUCUCACAUCGUCCCUCUUCUCGUUGGCGACGCGGAACUGGCCAAGAAGGCCUCCGAUAAGCUCCUGGAAGAGCACGGAAUCUACGUGCAGGCGAUCAACUACCCGACUGUCCCUCGCGGCGAGGAGCGUCUGCGCAUCACGCCCACACCCGGCCAUACCAAGGAGCUCCGCAACCAUCUGGUGCAGGCUGUCCAGGCCGUCUGGAACGAUCUGGGCAUCAAGCGUGCCAGUGAUUGGGAGGCGCAGGGUGGAUUUGUCGGCGUCGGCGCCGAGGGCGCCGAGGCGCAGAACCAGCCCAUCUGGGAGAAUGCCCAGCUUGGGCUGCGCGACUCUAAGGCCCUUGAGGAUGCGCUUGCUCGCGAGUUCCAGCAGAAGGUGCAGGCGCCUCGCAUGCAGACCGCAACUCCUCUUUCCUCUGCCACGGCCACCGCGGCCUCCACCCCUGUCGGCGUAGCUGCUUAG
Molecule: messenger RNA, 1917 nt
Organism: Aspergillus clavatus NRRL 1
Lineage: Eukaryota; Fungi; Ascomycota; Eurotiomycetes; Eurotiales; Aspergillaceae
Gene: hemA
Product: 5-aminolevulinic acid synthase HemA
Exons: 2
Coding region: 1-1917 (638 amino acids)
Biological process (GO): heme biosynthetic process
Cellular component (GO): mitochondrion
Molecular function (GO): pyridoxal phosphate binding; 5-aminolevulinate synthase activity
Source: RefSeq, a predicted model, not a curated record